This is a messenger RNA of Gopherus flavomarginatus (Mexican gopher tortoise), 12442 nucleotides long. It is a transcript of the gene CPLANE1, whose product is annotated as ciliogenesis and planar polarity effector complex subunit 1. Gene Ontology annotation, biological process: cilium assembly. The transcript is spliced from 53 exons. Gene Ontology annotation, cellular component: ciliary transition zone. NCBI's taxonomy places the organism in Eukaryota, Metazoa, Chordata, Testudines, Testudinidae. The record is from RefSeq and is a predicted model, not a curated record. Bases 2141 to 11887 code for a protein of 3248 amino acids.
AAAGUGAGCAUACUGUAUGUUCUUUGUAGCUUAUUGACAAAUAUGAAAAACAUGAAGAGAAGGUACUGGCAGGCGGCAAGAAGAAGAGAAUUACAAAUUGGAGAAAAGUUGUCUAGCUGGCCUCAGACCUGGUUAGACAUAGGGUUAGCAACACAAUCUUAAAACUAUCUCUGUACAUGAUCAUGUAUAAUGGCUAACUUUUUUAUAAAGACAAUAUGUUCCAUGCUUACUAUUUUCUCAAAAAUUGACACCAUAAUAGAAUUAUUAGGACUAUAUUUCAGAAACUAACAACGUAAUUUGCUUGAUCUGGGUUUGGAAAAAAAAAAUACACUAAUAGAAGCCCAGCAAACAUUGUCUCCCAUCUUUUUCCUUAAUAUAAGUUAUGCUUAGUAUAAGUUAUGCUUACAAGCCCAGGCAAAACUCUCCAGGAGCAGAGGAGCAGUUCACCCCUCAUCAGGACAUGUAUGGGACAAACCCAGCCCAGCCUCACAGGAACAAAGGACACUGGUCUACGAAGGGAUAAAGGAUCUGUUGGACUCUUGAGUGAGUCACCCCCCCUUCCCUUGGUCAGUUUAGGACUAUGAGGUAAUGCUCACCUGAGUCUGAAGAGGGGGGUGGGGGCAAAGUCAAGGGGGAAGAAAGAACAUGAUAAAAGGGAGAGACAUUUGCCAUGCUCUCUCUCUUCCACCUCCAUCUACAGCCAUCAAAACACAGUAACUGAAGCGCUGAUCAAAGUGGAGAGCCUGGCUGAAGGGAAACCAGCCAGCCUGUGGUGAGAAGCAUCUAAGUUUGUAAGGGCACUGAAAGUGCUACGAUCAGGUUAGCAUUUUGCUUUUAUUUCAUUUGACCAAAUCUGACUUCUUGUGCUUUGACUUAUAAUCACUUAAAAUCUAUCUUUUGUAGUUAAUAAAUUUGUUUAUUCUACCUGAAGCAGCGUGUUUGGUUUGAAGUGUGUCAGAUGCUCCUCUUGGGAUAACAAGCCUGGUACAGAUCCAUUUCUUUGUUAAACUGAUGAACUCAUAUAAGCUUGGAGCAUCCAGCAGGCAUAACUGGACACUGCAAGAUGGAGGUUCUUAGGGUUGUGUCUGGGACCGGAGAUAGUGGCUAGUGUCAUUCAGUUGCAUAAUCCAAGCAGCGGCUGGCCAAAAGUGCUCACAUAGCUGGGAGCAGCUUACAUGCUAGAGGCUAUGUGUGAAGAGCCCAGGAGUGGGGGUUCUCACAGCAGAGCAGGGUAAGGCUGGCUCCCAGAGUUGAGGAUUGAAGUGACCCAGCAGAUCACUGGUCCAGAUAACACCAGGGAAUGUCACACCUACCCAUCUCCCACGAGGAAUGGGACCCAGUGGGGAAGGAUUCUGAGGCAUAACUCUUGAGAUGGCUCCAGGCCCUAAGGAAAGCUAGCCACAAAAAGUCUCACCAAAGUCAAAGUACAGCUUCUAUACUCCCAAAGCGUGCAAAAAUGGUUUAUAUAUAAAAAGGCUAAAAAAGGAAAGAAAAGGCACACAAAAAUCCAGGAGAGAUGACUUCUCUUCCUUCUCCUCCUCUCUCUCUCCUACUAAAGAAGGUGAGCUGUCUGGCUCUGAAACCUGAGCAGGUUCCUGAGAGUAAGCCCCAAAGUAAAUUUCUCCCCUCAAAAUCCUCCUGAAGCUGCAAUACCCUUCACUCCUUUGAGUAAGUAAUUAUGGAUGAAUGGAACAAGCCUGAUAAGAACAAAAAUAUUAAGAGAGACCUCGGGAUCUAUAACAUUCAAGAACCAAAGGGCUCUUGAUGCCACUGUAGCAUCCUUUGCCAGGGAUAUGGUUAUUCCCUUCAAAGGGGAGUUCUAUAAAUAUUUCUGUUCUUUAUUUGGGGAUAAAUCAGAUGAUAUAGUCUCUUCAUAUGGAGAUAACUCUCUUUCCAUUCCACUAUUAUUUCAGGAGGAUGUUUAAUGGAAGAUACUGAAAUGAGACAUUUUUAAAUCAGCAAGCCCAGAUAACUUGCAUCCAAGCUGUUUUUAAAGAGCUGGCUGAGAAGUUUACUGGAUCGUUGUUAAUUUUCAGUAAGUCUUGGAGCACCAGAUAUGUUGGCAGACCACCCUCCAUUCCCUUUUUUUUUUUUUUUUUUUUUUUUAAAACUGUUGUGAUUACCAGGAGUGCUAAUAAGCAUGGAGAUCAAGUUAGAUGUUUUAGUCUCUACGUGUAUCAAACAUAGGAAACCUUGGCCUCGAAUCUCUUGGCUGGGACAGGAAAAAGAAGCUGUUUUUCUUUUAGAUGAUAAAUGUAUAAGUGAAAUUAACCUGUUAUCAGGAAAGACAAAGAAGAAAAUUCCUCAGCUUCAAUCAUUGUUGAAAAAUGUUGUCGUCUUAGCAACAUCAAGAAAUGGUGCUUGGUUGGCAGGAAUAGUUAUAACAGGAGAACUAUUUAUUUGGAAUAAAGACCAGGACUAUCUGAAAAUUGUACCAGGAAUUGAAGAAUCUAAUAAGGUGGUUACAGCAGCACAAGAGUGCGCCAUGAGAUUGUAUCUGUAUGUCUCAGGAGAUGGUAACAAGGUGCUACUCAUUACUCCUACUGCAUGUAUCUUUCUGUGGGAGAGCACAGAAUGCAAAAAUAUAUCCUCUCCUAAAAAUCCUUCACCGGCUGGGCGUUGGUCACAAAUUGUUCCUGAGGAAUCAGUUAUAUUGCCUUCCUCUGAAGAUAAAGAAACCGGAAUGAGUGCGGAUUUCAUCAAAAAUGAGAUACUAGGUGACUGUUGCUUGUGCUCUUUCGUGUUUUAUUCUGGAGAAUGCUUGAUGCUGACAUUUUUGGCCCUGCGGUGGCAUGAAAACAGCUUCAAAUACAUUAGUUCUUUACCUUAUCAUAUCCACUGGGCACAGCAAGCAUGUUCCCUGCUCACUCUGGUUCCGGUGUGUGUGUCAGUAAAGUCGAGAGGAGCUUUGCUUACUGCAUUUUCAAGGGAUGGACUUUUACUGGCAGUAGCCGUUAAUCAAAAUGAUCCAAAGGCAACUCAGAUUUUGUUUAUAAAUACAUUGAAUUUUGUUACAGUUUCUGGUAGCCUUAAAGGUUGUAGUAGCAAGAAUCAUAUGGUUCCAUCCAAAUUUGUCAGGUCAUACUGGGUAGGUGACAUGAGCUGGACUCCUGAUAGUCUCUUUCUGGCUUGCAUGUUAAAACGUGGCUCCUUGAUAUUAUUGACUUGUAUGGGUGAAUUGCUGACCUUGGUUACUUCUGGUUGCUCUAUAGAAUUUGGACCAGCAGAGUUUAUUCCCUUUCAUCCACUAAUAACAUACAGACCGCAACAGUCUGUCUCUCAAGAUUCUAGUCAUUCUCUUGGUUCAUCUGCCUCUGAAAGUGAUCUAAUGAGACAGAGAUUUUCUGUAACAUCACACUCAAGAUUACCCUACCUUAUUGUCUCUGAUGGGUAUAUGGUUACAGUGCUUAAGUUUUCUGAUAAUCUUUUACCAUCUGGAGUUAUGAGAUCACUUCUACUUGAUUCAGCCCAGAGGCUUGAAAAGAUACAUCAGAGUCUGAUGACACCUAAGUCUAAAGGGAAAAGGCUGCAGUUGCGAUCCUUGGCUUCUUUAAAAGCUAGCCUAUUGAAACAACAUCGAAACCAAAAUUCUACCCUUUCUACCAUUCCAAAAUUCCUCCAAGAAGAAGAAACAGCAGAACUGAGGAAGAAAGCAGCAGAUUUACAGGAUUAUGAAGACGAAUCUGAUGAUGACAAGCAAUUUCAAAAUAACUCUUCUACUUUCUGCAGCCAGGGACCAAAUUCAUUUUUCAGUAGAGCUGAUCAAGGCCGGUUGGAAUUUGCAUCAAUGUUUGACACUGUUCAUGCAAAAGAUGAUACUGAUUCAAAAGAUGAUCUAUCUAUGGAACUAAAUUCAAUUCAGAAAAACCUUCUUGCAGCCUGGGGGAUAGGGAUUUCAAAAAAUGUGCAAGAAAAAGAUAUGCUGUUGAAUUACACAGUAGGUUGCAUUACCCACCUUUUCAACAUUCUCCAGUUCAUUAAAAGCCCUUUACUAACCCAUGAUGCAUUUUUAAGCAAGUCUGAAAAAUAUAAGCUAUGGAUGCAUGCUAUCUUAAAACAUUUUCAGCAGUGUUUAACUGUCCUGUACUGGGAUGUGAGAGACAGACAGACAGUUGGGCAUUUGGUAAAGCUGACAUCAUGGACUGUAAAACUGAUGCUUAUUCAGCACCAAGAUCAGUUGUUCUCAGAACACCUUUUGGGGUGCUUCUGUUUGCUAAAGAUGGUUGCACGUAGUCUAAAUGGGAAGUUCACACCUUGUUAUGAAAUAAUGUCUGCAUCCUCUGAUGUUAACAGUGCUAUAGAGCUUGACUCCCUGAUUGUGCCUAUUUUUCAAGUUCUUGAUGGGAGCAGUGCUCAGAAAUUUCCCUCACUGAAUUCUCUGCUUAAGAUACCUCCUCAGGCAGUAAAACUUGGUGGAAAGCCAGACAACAGGUUGAUGAUAUUGUGGCAGUUAUUAUAUAAACAAGUGCUUUGGUAUCAGACUCAACUAAACAGAAAAAUAUCUAAGGAUGGCAAGUCAUUAACUGAAAUGAAGAUUAAACAUGAAGAAUCCAUUGUUGCACAACUUCUAGGUCAUAUACAGGCAGUCCUGCAGUCUUCAGGAGAGACCUUGGAACAAACCUGGAAGCUCAAUUCUGUGAUUGGUGAGGAGCAGUUUCUUUUAGGCUCAUACGAAGAAUCUGUGGAUCUGUGGAAGAGGGCUCUUCAAGAAACCAAAGCAAAAGGAGAAAAGAGGACACCGUUUCUUCAAACUAGGUAUUAUCUUGCUAUAUUAUAUUGCCACCUAUAUCACUACAACUUAACUGAGGCUCAGGGGCUGAGCGACCAUCUUGUGAGAGAGAUACUAAGACGAUCUCAGCUGUCUGUAAGACAUAUAGAAGAUUUUUCUGAUGCUGAACAUUCUCAAUAUGAAUUGUGGAUGAUAAGAGAUGUUCAUCCUGAAGCUGCAAUGGCAGUAAUACAGUCCAUGGCACGAUUCAUGGCUGCCUACUUCUCUAAUCAUCUGCUUUAUAUACUUCCCCCACAUAAAGUCGACAUUCUGCCUCCGCUUCACAUCAACCAAGACCGGUUCCCUCGAGUUGUUCCACUCCAGCACUCUUUGGUCACCAGUGCUGUUAGAGACCAGAACCUUUCUUCUGUAUGGACAGCUGAAUAUGCUCUUGACUUGCUCUUUGUGGGUGGACUGAUUCCAGAGACUGUGUGGCUAGCACACAAACUUGGAGACUGGAAAAUGUCUGUUUCAAUAGGUGUGGCCUAUAAUCUGUACUGUCAAAGUGAUGGUGACUUCUUAAGGUCAGAGAAAAUGGAUUUACAUCUGCCUUUGAACUUGACUCCAACACAAAUUUUUCAGGAAAAACUACAGUCUUUCUUGGGACAGCCAGUCAGUUUUGAAACAUCAAAUGAAGGAACUAAAUAUAAACAAUUUACAGAUCCCAUUGAAGAGGAAGAUUCAAAUGUCCUGUUUGGUUCAGUGCAAGAAAUACUGAAAGCAGCUGUUAUGGCAGAUGCAGACAUUCUCUCAGAAACAUUUCAACUUUUGAUAGACUCUGCCAAGGACCUCACCAGAAAAUUGUGUGGUUUAGUUCCUGAUGGGCUAUAUCUUCCUGCACCACCAUUAUACUGUCCACAACCAGCUUCUCUCAGUGAAAAAGACUGCAAUGAUUCUCCUUUAAAAAUUGAGAGAGAUUAUCGUCAAAAGGUGUCUGGGGUCCUUCAGCGAAUUCUGCUGCUCUUCCGGGCUGCUCGUUGUUCCUGCCCCGUAGCACAGUGGUAUAUUGUACAACUGAAAUGGGCAAGAAAAGUAAUGCAAAAGAUUCGAAUGAAAGGCACUCUUCCUUCUUUAAGUUCAUUUCCUGAAAGUUUGCUUCAUUAUUCAAAAUUUAGUACAGUAUUCUUUAGACCUGCAUCUUCUGGAGACCAUCGCUUUGAUGAUGUUUCUUGUAAAAUAAUAGGUUGCUUCAGAGAAUUAUGUGCAUUGUGUUGGAUGCUACAUGUUCGUGAAAGGUUGUCUGACAGUUGCAGACACUACCAAACUGCAAGAGAAAGUGUGGGUAAUCAAAAGGGUUGCAAGAAGGCCGAGUAUGAUGCCUGUAUAGUUGAGCAUUGUCUCAGUGCAGUGGAAUGGGCUUGUCGAAUGCUCCCUUUUGCUAGGUUUAUGAAUGUUGAAGAACUUGUUCAAGAUAUAAUUCUGAGUCUUGUUGGAGAAUUACCACCAAUCAGAAAGGUGGCAGAAAUUUUGGUGAAAGCAUUUCCUAAUUCUGAAGGUGUAAGAGUUCCACUAAGGGAUAAAUAUCAUGCUCUUCAGCAGCGACUUAGACACUGUAUUGUCAGAGGAUCCAAAAGUGAAGAAAUGAUGUCUGUUGUUAUCCAAGCCACCCACAAAGUGAGGCUGAAAGCGCUGAAACGUGUAAUAAGGAACAUAGGUCCCAUUGAAAUGAGUAUCUGGGAGCCAUCGGAAGAGGAAACACCGGAUGAUGAGGCACAUUGCUAUGAUAGAUUCUCAUUAGGGACCAGUCUAAGCAGAAGUACACUCUCAGAUUGUGGAAAUCCUCAAGUAUAUAGUGAUGCUGAAACAGCGGAUACACUCUCUGAAGCUUUGCUUACAGAAGAAACAAGAAAUCAAGCACCUUCACCUCAGAGGGACACACGGCCUCACACAGAAGAACAAACUGGUAGAAAGAAAACUGCAUAUAAGAUAAAAUAUCUUAAUUGGAAAGCAAAACAUAAAGAAUACAGUAAAAUUUUGUCUAAUCAACAUACUUUGCCUGUGGUAGGUGCAUGGGAAUUUGAACGUGAUGAUGAUGAAUAUGUUAAGUUCUUAGAUCUCUUUUUGAGUUACACACUUGAGAGAGACUUUAAUUGCAGUGAUCCUGGGAUUCCUUUUCUGACCAGCUUUUCUGAACUCCUUAGAGAACAUGAACUACACUCUCUCCUUUUUGAUGUUCAUACAACCCUGAAACGUCGACAGGGCAAAACUAAUAGCGAGAAUGUGUUUAGAGCUGGUUGCUGCUAUACUGUUACUCUUGCAUCUUGUGAUUUCAAACCAGCUUCCUUGUGUAAUGAAAAGGAAAAACAUUUGGAAAACCGAAUGUCUGUUUCAGUUCUACAACCAGCAGACUCCUCAAUGUGUGACUCAGUGAAUGGACUAAGGAAAUACAUGGGAAAGAAAGGUUUAUUUGGUCUAAACCACCUGUCAGUUUACAGAGCACAAGAUAAAAAGCAAGAAAUAACUAUUACACCCAUAACUCAGACCUUGUCUGACAAUGCUUGCUCUAAUAUACAAACUUCAGUGACCUGUAAAUAUGUAUACAAAACAAUUCAUAUGAAUGAUGUUAUACCAAGAGAGGAACUUGGUCUAGAACUGAAGAAUAAAUUCAGCAAUAUUGCAAGACUGCUUGAAUGGAUGAUCAGAUGGUCUGAUAGGAGAUUGCUAUGUGAUACCAACAAAAUAGAGUCAUUUCAAGAGAGCUGCCCAAUGAUGCAUGUGAAAACAUCAGCAGCUGCUAUACUUACAUCAUUAUGGCUUUUAGGACGACCCUAUUGUGAUGAAUCGCAAGCUAGGAUCACUAAUUUUAAGAGUCCAGAUUAUCAGUACCUAAUGAACUCUGCAUCCCUACCAGAAACUAGACCCAAGAUACAGAAAGAAUGCAGUAUGGAUACAGGCUGUUCUCCAGCAACAGAAAUGCCACAUGCUGCCCAGGAUGUAAAUGCUUACAAUGAACUUCGUGAAAAUGCUUUAGGAAUAUCUACAAAAACAAAACAUUCUGAAAAGAAUGAAAUGAAUGAGAGUCAUUCUGUAACUCAUAGUACAGAAGAAGGAGUAAUAGGUUUUGUUGAAGAAGUGGGAGCAUUCCUGCAGGAGGACGUAGAUGCAACUUCAGAAAAUGAAGAGCUCUUUGAAGAACCAUUUGGAGUUCCAAAAAGUCCCAGUAUUUCUGUCAGCGUUAAACCUGUACAACAACAAAAAGAGGAGCAUAUCUCCGCUCUAGAUGUAGAAUCUCCAUGGGAAGAACACAUGAUGGAAAAGUUAGAAGGAGAAAAAGCCAAACAAAAUGGUAUGACUGAGGCUGUUUCCAGCACCAUUCCUCAUUCAUUCUGUUUAGAAAUGAAUGCAGAUGCUCCUAGUAACACAGAGAUUUUUGUGUGUGAUGAUCAACCUCCUUUCACUGGUAUAUCAAGUGUUCCCUGUAAUGGUCCGGUGUGUUCAAAGAAGCAAGUGGUCCAGGAAGGAGAGCAGAUAUCAGAGCCAUUGAACAUUUCAGAAACUGUCAGACAGAUGCUCCAAGAUGAAAUGUUUAAAUUAGUUCAGCUGCAGCAAAUCAACUUUCUGAACUUAAUGCAAAUAGUGGGGUCAUCCUUUGCCAGCCUGCCAAAUAUGCAGCAUCUUCUGCAGCAGUCUCAGUCUAUUCAGUUGGGAGGAAGCCAGGCUUUUCACACUGUAAGAGACAGUCUUGCUGACACAUCCCUUCCUAUACAGUGUGCAGACAUUUCUCCGGAGACUCAGCUGCCCACUAAAGAAAAUGCUGGAAAGUCUAAUAAAAAGAGCAGCUCUCAUUCUCAGGAAAGAAAUAUCCUAAAUGAUCAAAGCAGCAAAGAAAGUAUACAUAAUUAUCCAGAUGUGAAUAUUUCUUUAAGCCUAUCAGAGAGCCAGUCCAAUGGAACAGGAUUUAUUCCAGCAUCUCAAGACUUACUUCCUUCCGCUCCAGCCAAACCACUUCAUCUGUUAUCGAGUUCCCUAGAUAUCCAGAAGACACCCAAACUUAUCCCAGUUGCAAAAACCUUAAAUUAUGAAAAUGGCUUUCCUUUGCUUAAACUUGAAUCUGAUAAUUUAAAACCACUCAAUUUUUAUCCAUUAAAAGUUUCACAGGCUUUCAUCGGGUCACUCCCCCAACCAAGAGUAGUUUGGGAUCCAUCUAAUUAUUUACAGAACCCUCCACUGUCAUGUAUGCUAGGAGACAAGACUAUUUCAACGACACACUUGAAUCUGAAUAAAUAUGAUCCUGAAAUUAUAAGGCAAGUAUAUGAGGAAAAGAAGAGGUGGGCAGAAGCUGAAAGCAAGAGGCCUCCUAAACUACUUAAUUUGGAUCAGUAUGAAGGAGAGCAAAAUCUUGCACCUCUGCAGCACCUUCGUACAAAUGUGAGUGCAGAGAAGCCACUGAGUUCUCAGAAUGCUUCCUUCUAUGGAACUUACCAGCAUUCAACUGGAAUUCCUUUACUGCACCUGCAGCUUGACCCAGCACCUAGAUUUCCACCAAUUAUAAGACCACCAGUCCCUGCUUCUUUAAUACCUGUUAGACCUAUAACUGAGGAGACCAACUCCAGAGACACAUUACAGCACACAGGAAUAUCAAUUCUUCAUGCUAAUUUACCUCCAAAAAACAAGUUCCGACCACCAAAACUGAUCCCAAUUCAAAAUCUCAUUGCAUUUGAGCAAAGCCGCCUGUGUACCAGUGCACCACAUGACUUCAUUGGACAAGACCAUUCUGGUCAGAUUGAGUUGUUAAAAGCUAACACUGAGCCAUCUGAUGCAAGACACACGAAGAACAAUACAAAAAGGCAAAAGAGACGUGCUGCGAAACAGAUAAAAGAGAAGGAGGACAAGAAAAAAGCAAGUGUGACAUUCCGCCCAGAUGAUUCCAUUAUUAGUACUGAUGAUAUAGAGAAAGUUUUUGAAACUGAGAUACAGGAUCAGCAAGCAGAACCCAGCUGUUAUCUUGAAGAUGAUUUUGUCAUUUCACUUGACACAGUGGGAGAGGCUAUUACUACUACAGCAGGUCUACACUACAUGGCUUCCACAAGGAAAAAACCCGCAGAAACUCAAGAUGCAAGCACAAAUACAGAUCCAGAACAUCUGGCUUCAAGAGUUCCUCAGAUGUUGCCACCAGAUAUGUACUUAAACUUCAAGCUCCACACAGAAGUAGAGGAGAGACUUUUACCAUCCUCUGUGUCUGAUACUGCAUAUAAUUUGAUUGGACACAAAUAUAUCAACGUGAUUGACAUUGAAGACAGUGAUCUCUUAAAGGAUUUGCCUACUAUAGUCGAGUCUACAGAAGAGAUGGUUACCACACAACAAAAUGAGAACUUUGAAGUUCCAUCUUCUGCAAAGCUGCAUCACAUGGCAGCUUCUGUUACCAAUGCAAUUCCACCUAAUGCAUUUCAGGGAAAAGAUUACUAUCAAAAUGGUCUGUUCCCAGUGCAAGAAAGGGAUGUAAAAUCAGAUGCUGUUAGAGACAAUCUAACCUGGAACCGAUUGCAUGAGGAUGUCAGCAUCAUUCACUCUACAGGACUAUCAGCCAAAAUCAUUAGCAAAGAACACUUUUAUACAAAACUGCAGGAAAUGGAUAUACAACUGCAGGCAUUACAGAACAUAGCAGAAAAUAUGGAGAAGGAUUUCAGCAAUACUAAAUUGAUAGUAAAAACAAUAGAAGAUUUAGGAAUGGCUGCCAGUCCAAACUUGGGUGCAGAUUCCUUGUUCUCUGAAGGUGCGGGUGUUAUUGAUGAAGCGCGUUAUGUGAGCUCUGUGGACUUUGAAGAUCUUAUGGAUGAAGAAGAGGAGGGUUCAAGACCUGAAUAUUCUGUAACCCGUUAUACAGCCUUGCAAGCUCGCUCUCUUUCUCCUGCAACUUCAUCUGCUAACCUUCUGAGUCAUAUAAAGUCAUCAUCCGACAUUCAUAUAAAUGAAGAUUUAGGUGAUAGUUUCAUAGACAAUCCCCUGCAAAUUACUGGACUGAGUGGUAUUACUGAUGUUAUUCAUGAUCUUGUAACAGAGGGUGGCAUUUCCACUUCAGAACUGGGCAUUACAAAAACACAGGCUAGAAAUAUCUCCAGAAUCCAUGAUACUGCAGCUGGACAGUCUCCAAAAACAGAAAGAGAGAGAAAAGAGAUACAAGCAUGGAUGAAAAGAAAAAGAAAGGAAAGACUGGCAGAAUAUCUUAAAAAACUGGAUGAACAAAGAGAGAGAGAAUAUAAUCCAUUUAAUUUGAGAAAUAAUACGCAAUUUGGUGUGUCUGCAAAGGAAAUCAAAUUGAGCCAGAAAAAGAAAGAUGAAAAAGAUAAAGCCCUGUUGUCUGAGCAUCAUAAUCUUAGAGUCUCACAAGCGCUUUCCCUAAUGAAUGAGAUGUUAUCCGAGACAGUGCAGCUUCCUGCAAGUGAACUCAGACCAUUGUCCAAAACAAUGAGAUCCCCUCGAGAUUUCAGAAAGCAGCACCCCACAUCUGCGAGAGGUCGUCCUGGUAGUCGAAGUCUAUCAGCAAGUCAAGCUGAAAGGAGAAAAACUGCUGCCAAAUCUGACUUUGGUCAAGCAAGAUCCCAUUCCACUCCACCUCAGGGUUUAGCUCAAUCUGGGGGAACUGCCACUGUGGUAUUACAGAAGAAUAUAUCCAAAGGGAGGAUUAGAAAUGCAAGACAUUAUCCUGUUAAUUCUAGGCACGUUGCCAUGCGGCCUGAAGACCAAACAUCCCAAGUCACUCUCAGAGGAAUGCUGACAGAUUUUAACUGGAGGAGAACAUGGUUGCAAGGCAAUGCAAGCCAGAGGCAGGUCUUGAGCAAAGGAAGACCUAAUUUGGCCAGACAAGCCUCUGAUGAUCAAACACUCAGCACAAGGAAUCUGAGAAGACCUACACCCUGUGCAGCUGCAAUUCAGAGAGAAGAGACAGGUCUUGAUUAUGAGUCCGAGCGAGAUUCAAUAAGUCCCUGGAGUGUCCCAGAUGAUAUCCAACGACUCCUUCAUGACAAUUACGAUUCCCUACUUGAGGUGUCUGUGCCUCAUGAAGAGGAUUGCUCUCCUCUUAGCAUUAAUGACAGUGUAUCUGAAAGCACAGGAAGUAUCUUGAGCAAACUGGAUUGGAAUGCUGUUGAAGCUAUGGUAGCGAAUAUGGAAGAAAAGUGAAAUUAAGAUAUCUUGACCUCUGCACUUUCAGAGCAGUUUAAUACAGUUAUUUAAUGCUUAAUAAUCAGGGGGAGUUCUAAAUAGUUAGCUUUCCAGGAAAUGUAUGGCCCUAUCAUUCCAUUGUAUUUUAAACAGAACCCUUCAUUGAAAUCAAUUUGCAGUUAUGCUUAAAACUCAAUAGUGGAUUAUGGCUCUUGUAGCAUGGAAAGUGUUUGAUUCUCUUUGAAAUAGGUUUCUCAGUUUCCUGGUUGAAGACCAUAUACUUUGGUGGUAAUGUGCAGUCUCUCUUCUUGUGCUCAGGACAGACCCUUGGAAUUACAUUACACUAACUGAGUGGAUAAGGGAAUUUGUGUGCCAAUAUUGAUUUUAUUUCUCAAAAUAAGUGAGAGGCAAUUUAAAGAGUUUUAAUGAUCAAGUUUUCUCCUUUAAUAUCAACUCAGUGAAAAGUUUUAUAUUUUUAGAGCAAUGCAGUUAAUUUUUUUAGUGUUACUGGUUAAUAUACUUAAUCGUUAUGAUAUUUUGAUUUGGUUUUAAUAAAAUCUUGGUUUGUCUCUA